Apis dorsata (giant honeybee) is the source of this 2640-nucleotide messenger RNA. RefSeq names its product ETS-related transcription factor Elf-5-like. Lineage: Eukaryota; Metazoa; Arthropoda; Insecta; Hymenoptera; Apidae. Gene Ontology annotation, biological process: regulation of transcription by RNA polymerase II; cell differentiation. The transcript has 8 exons. Gene Ontology annotation, cellular component: nucleus. Bases 335 to 1213 code for a protein of 292 amino acids. The record is from RefSeq and is a predicted model, not a curated record. Gene Ontology annotation, molecular function: sequence-specific DNA binding; DNA-binding transcription factor activity, RNA polymerase II-specific.
CCGCGCUAUCCGUUCCUGUGGUACUCCCGCUGACGUCUUUACCAUCACCACAUCGCGACCUAGCGACGCCAAUCUCUUCGUCAGAAAUUGAGAGACACUUCGGCGACGAUCAGUAUCGCGUUGUGCGACAUCACCGUAAGAUCACGUUGUGGUGUUUUUGAUCGUUGUGUAUUUGUUCUCUGUUUUCGAGUGAUGCGAUUUAUUCACAACGUGCUAUGACAUACAUUUAUUGUUUAGUUUUGCGUAAAACGCAAUAAUUUAUCAUAGAAAAUAUAUCAUUGGAAAAUAAACUUUAAAGUUUAUAAUUUGGUUUGACAAUCAACUAAUCUCGAAUAUGGAUCUGUUCGAUAAUUAUAAUAAAACAUUGGAGGAGGUAUACCCUUCGCUUUUUUAUCCAAACGAAGACGAUGAUCAUUCUGUACUGGAUAUGGACACUCUGGUCACAUUAAAAACUAAUGCUACACGUAGUUAUGAACCUGUCCGAAAAAAAUUUUAUUUUGGUGAUGAAAAUAAUGAGAUCGAUGGUACCGGCUGGUUAUACAAACCUACUAAAAACUGGUGUCAAGAGGAAACAAUAAAUUGGUUGAUGACUGCAGCAUCUACAAUUGGACAACCAUAUAGUCUAAUUCAACAUAGUCUUGCGGUACCAGGAAACGAAUUGAUCACCUUCACUAAAGACGAUUUUAAGGCUCACGAUCCCACAUACGGAGAUAAGCUCUAUGACUUACUCCCUCCUCAACAUAUGUUUUCACCACUUGAUACCAUUCAUCCUCAUUUCGAGGACGAAUAUACGCGAAUUAAUUCCAGUAGUACAUCAGAUGCAGAAUCAGAUAAUAAUAGUAUUGACGUUUCCACUACUAAACGAUCGCCGGGUAGACCAAGAAUAUUAAAACCAAAAAAAAAUUCUACCAGCCAAGGAAAGCUUUGGGAAUUCAUUAGAGACUUGUUACGUAAUCGCGAAACAUGUCCAAGUUUAAUCUGUUGGGAAGAUUAUUCUCAGGCAAAAUUUCGAUUCGUUAAAAGCGACGAAGUCGCAAAACGAUGGGGUUCAAGAAAGGGAAAUACAAAAAUGACAUAUGAAAAAUUGAGCCGAGCAAUGAGGUAUUAUUAUAAAAGUAAAAUCUUUCAACCCGUACUUGGUAAAAGAUUAGUUUAUCAAUUUGGACCAAAUGCAAAAGGUUGGCAAACUGACAAUCCGAACUUUCGGCGUUAAAAAUUUAGGAUUUCAUUUUUUGUAAAAAAUGUACAAAAAAUCUGUAAAUGUAUUUUUGAUACCAGAUAAGAAAUUGAAGUAUUUUGAUAGUGAAAUGAAGUGAUUUAAAAUGAAGCGUUUAAAAUAUCGAUAAUUAUAAAAGACUAAGAAAAAAUGGAUCUAGUAUUAUAGAUAAUAUACACUGAUUAGAUUUAAAUAAUCUAAAGAAAGGUAUGAAUGAAUAAAAAUGUCGAGAUUUUUCACAUUUUUAUACGUAUGAUUGAUUAUGAAAAUACGUGAUAGGCGAAAUGUGAGUACGAAUUAAUUUAGUCUCAUAAGAUUGUUUUUCAAUUUAUUUGAUUUUAAGCAUAUAUCAUAAUAGUUUAUUUUACAUAAAAAGUAUACAUAUUAUAAUCAAGAAAGGCAAUAAUUCUUUGACUUAUGAUCAAAUAAAUUUAUGAUUACUUAUUUUUAUAUAUCACAGAGUUGUGUAUUACAUACCUUAAUCUGGAAGCAUAAGUACUUUUUAAAUUGGACCUGGAUUAUAAAUAAGAUGCAGGCCAAUUUCAAAAAAAGGAAAUUAAAUUAUGAAUUCUUAAGCAAUAGAUCAUCAUUAAAUUUUUUUUCCUAAAAUAAUUUUAAAGGAAUCCCAGAAAAAGUAAUUAUAUUAUUUUCUUUAUGAAUUAUGAAUUCAGAUAAAAAAACGAAUUUCAAUUUAUAUUAAUUAAUUUUUUAGUUUCGUUAAUGAUUAAUUAUUAGGUGUGGAUACUUAUUCUAUAGCACAUGCAAGAAAGCUGGCAAAUAUAUUUAUAUUUUUAAAAAAUUCUGGACGAUUUGAUUAAUGAUUAAUAAAUAUAUAAUAAUAUUAAAUAUUAAACUUCAAGAUAUAUAAUACCGCGACGGAAGAAGAUAUGCCAGUAACAAGCAUGCAUUUUUUUUUUUUAAUUCUUUAAAAUUAUUUAUAUAUUAUUGGAUUAUAUCUAAUUUGAGCGAACUUGAAAUCGUUGUUUGUAUAAUAAAUAUAUGUAUAGUAAUAAGAACCACGAUUGCAGUUAUUAACUUGAUUAUUUUUAAAUAUAUGCAUUUAAAGAAAUAUUACUCAAACGAAAUAUUUAUGCAACCAGGAGGUAUAUACUUAAAUAUUUUUGUUACUAUUAUUUGAAAAUUAUUUUUAUAAUUUUAAUUGGAAAAGCUGACAUAUCACUUUUGAAACUACAUAAAACGUUAAUUUUAUAAUCAAUUAUGUAUAACGUCAGCAAUUAUCAAAAAGGCACAAAUCGUAAAUAAUUUCUACUUUAAAGUACGCAUUAGCGGCUGUGUUUGAUAUUCAUAUUGAUAUUGAUAAGAAUGUAUUUAUGUAAGAUAACUUACAGAAACAAUCAAAUGUGAUCUUUGGUUUAUAUAUAUAUAUAAAAAAAAUAUAAUAUAUAAUAAUAUUAAAAAUUCUA